AUGGGCACAGGGUUCUUUGUCACCCCCGUGUCCCCUGGCAGCCGCAGCGCCGAGGUGCUGAGGAAGAAGAAGAAGAAGGUGCUGAGGAAGAAGCCGCCGGCUCCGCGGGAGCCCCCGUGCCCCCCCCUGGGGCUGGAGUCCCUGCGGGUGUUGGACGAGCAGCUCCGGGCCUCCAGCCACAAGCGGCACGGGCUGGGCGCGCACCGCGGCCGCCUCAACAUCCAGUCGGGGCUCGAUGACGGCGACGCCUUCGACGGCGGCUGGUGCGCGGCGCGCGAGGACACGCGGCAGUGGCUGCAGGUGGACGCCCGGCGCCUCACGCGCUUCACCGGCGUCGUCACCCAGGGCCUCAACUCCAUCUGGACGUACGAUUGGGUGACGUCCUACAAGGUGCAGGUCAGCAACGACUCCUACGAGUGGGCGCCCAGCUGGAAUGGCAGCGAGGAGGCGGUGUUCCCGGCCAACAAAGACCCCGAGACGCCGGUGCUGAACCUGCUGCCCUCUCCGCUCGUGGGGCGCUUCCUGCGCAUCAACCCCCAGAGCUGGUUCCCCAACGGCACCGUCUGCCUGCGGGCCGAGGUGCUGGGCUGCCCCGUGCCCGACCCCAGCGAUGCCCACGCCUGGCACCCGCCGCCCCCGGCCGAGCCUCCGCUGGAUUUCCGCCACCACAACUACCAGGAGAUGAGAAAGCUGAUGAGGAGGGUGAGCGAGGAGUGCCCCGACAUCACCCGCGUGUACAGCAUCGGGCACAGCUCCCGCGGCCGCCGCCUCUACGUGAUGGAGAUCUCCGACAACCCCGGGCAGCACGAACUCGGGGAGCCGGAGUUCCGCUACGUGGCCGGGAUGCACGGGAACGAGGUGCUGGGCCGGGAGCUGCUGCUGAACCUGAUGGAAUUCCUGUGCCGCCGCUUCCGCCUGGGCGACGCGCGCGUGGCGCGGCUGGUGACGGGCACGCGCAUCCACCUGCUGCCCUCCAUGAACCCCGACGGCUACGAGACCGCCUACCGCCUGGGCUCGGAGCUGGCCGGCUGGGCCACGGGCCGCUGGACGUACGAGGGCAUCGACCUCAACCACAACUUCGCCGACCUGAACACGGCGCUGUGGGACGCCGAGGACAACGCGCGCGUGCCCCACGAGUUCCCCAACCACUACAUCCCCAUCCCCGAGUACUACACCUUCGCCAACGCCACGGUGGCGCCGGAGACGCGGGCGGUGAUCGCGUGGAUGCAGCGCUACCCGUUCGUGCUGAGCGCCAACCUGCACGGCGGCGAGCUGGUGGUCACCUACCCCUUCGACAUGAGCCGCACCUACUGGAAGGCGCGGGAGCUGACGCCCACGCCCGACGACGGCGUCUUCCGCUGGCUGGCCACCGUCUACGCCGCCGCCAACCCCGCCAUGGCCGGCGCCCGGCCCCGCCGCUGCCACCACGACGACUUCGCCCGCUUCGGCGGCGUCAUCAACGGAGCGCGCUGGCACACGGUGGCCGGCAGCAUGAACGACUUCAGCUACCUGCACACCAACUGCUUCGAGAUCACCGUGGAGCUCUCGUGCGACAAAUUCCCGCACGCCUCCGAGCUGCCGCACGAGUGGGAGAACAACCGCGAGUCGCUGCUGCUCUUCAUGGAGCAGGUGCACCGCGGGAUCAAGGGCGUGGUUCGGGACAGUGACCGGGGGCAGGGCAUCCCCAACGCCAUCAUCUCCGUGGAUGGCAUCAACCACGACAUCCGCACCGCCUCGGACGGGGACUACUGGCGGCUGCUCAACCCGGGCGAGUACGAGGUGACGGCGCGGGCCCAGGGCUACGAGCCGGCCACGCGGCCGUGCCGGGUCUACUUCGAGAACGUUCCCACCCCGUGCAACUUCCGCCUGGCGAGGGCCUGGGACCGCCACCGGCCCGGCAGGACCCGCCCGGGCCCCGACCCGGCCCUGCGGCUGCAGCGGCUGCGCCUCCGCCGCCUGCGCGCCCAGGGCCGCGGGCAGUGA
This is a messenger RNA of Hirundo rustica (Barn swallow), 1983 nucleotides long. Its product is annotated as probable carboxypeptidase X1. The record is from RefSeq and is a predicted model, not a curated record. Gene Ontology annotation, biological process: proteolysis. Gene Ontology annotation, molecular function: zinc ion binding; metallocarboxypeptidase activity. Lineage: Eukaryota; Metazoa; Chordata; Aves; Passeriformes; Hirundinidae.